This is a messenger RNA of Adineta steineri, 480 nucleotides long. The record is from the annotation of a GenBank genome assembly. NCBI's taxonomy places the organism in Eukaryota, Metazoa, Rotifera, Eurotatoria, Adinetida, Adinetidae.
AUGUCCUCUGUUACCAUACACGUGGCUGGUGAAUUAGAUAUACCAGAACUUAUUCCACUUAUGCGUGCUUAUUGUGAUGAUUCAGAUGAGCCACAUGUAGCUAAACCAAGUACUGAACAACUUACCAUUCUUUGUCAUGAUGUAUUAAAUGAUACAAAACAUAAUGGUAUUUAUUUAUUAGCACGAAAUGAAAAUAAUCAAGCAGUUGGUUUUGCAGCAUUAUUUUGGUCUUGGACUUUCAUACCACAGCCAGGUCGACAAGCUAUUUUAAGUGAUUUAUAUGUUAAUCCAAAUGCACGAGGUUUAGGUAUUGCUGGUGCUUUAAUAGAAGCAUGUAAAGAACAAGCUCGUCAAUAUCAUAGUAUUCAUUCGAUUAUCUGGCAAACAGCUUCAGAUAAUUAUUCCGCACAAAAAGUUUACGAACGAUUAGGUGUUUUACCAAAAAAAUGUGUUGAUUAUGAAUUAGUUUUAUUAAAAUAA